Molecule: messenger RNA, 2083 nt
Organism: Cryptomeria japonica (Japanese cedar)
Lineage: Eukaryota; Viridiplantae; Streptophyta; Pinopsida; Cupressales; Cupressaceae
Product: small ribosomal subunit protein uS3m
Exons: 1
Coding region: 127-1941 (604 amino acids)
Biological process (GO): translation
Molecular function (GO): structural constituent of ribosome
Source: RefSeq, a predicted model, not a curated record
AAGAUCACUGAAGGAAAGGUUGGCCAUAAAUCCGGAGAGUUUGCCUUUGCACGAAAACGAAAACUUCCGAGAACUGAGGGGAGAGGGAGAAGGAAGGGAAAGGGCGCCGCUAGAGCUAGCUAGAAGAUGGGCCGAAGAGUAAAUCCGAUUUCCGUGAGACUUCAGCUGAAUCGUAGUUCGGAUUCAAGUCGGUUUAGUGAUUAUGAUUGUAACCAUGGGGAACCGGUGUAUCGAGAUGUCAAUCUUAUAGUGUAUUUCGGUUCGAUACGUCUACCUACGAGGAGGGGAAAAACCUUUGGCUUCCGUCUCGGUAGGUGCAUUCUUCAUCAUUCUCCCAAAAGGACAUUCAUUCAUCUCUUUCCUCCCCGUCGGAAAAUACGACGGAGACGACGCGGCAGAUCGAGACCCAGAACGCGGUGGUGGGCCAUGGGGAAAGGUUGGUCGAUCGGGCGGCGGCUCGACCGCAAGGACUCGACGCGCUCAGCCUUUAGGUCGAGGGCCCCCACGAACUAUAUCCACCCACCCACCCACCCCUAUCAUUUCCCCCCACCCGGGUAUAGAUUGGGGUGGGCCCCACUAUUCUAUGGUGGAGGAGAGCAGACGAGGGUAAGGGUGCUCUCGACCGCUAGAGAGAGGGAAACCCUCGGCCGUUACUCGGCCGAGUACCCCCCCCUUUCUACCCUUUCUAUAGUGGGGGGGUGGAUAGGGGCCCCGCUACUAUGGAUAGGGCGGGAGAGGGGCAUAAAUGCCCUAAAGGCCCUAACCGGGCUCGACGACCGGAGCGAAGUGAUCUGGAGACGCCGAUCACCAUCGAGCCAAUACUUUUUGGGAGGUUCCCACAAAUGCUACCUCCGGGUCAGCGGUUGGCUGGCCCACAAGCCGAUGAGUGUUUCGAGGAAUUCCAAUGACUUCCCCUCCGGACAACGCCCUACUAUCUAUAGGGCCAAGUGCUUCAACUUCCUCCUCCCGCGCAUUCAUAGUCAUAGUAGACGACAUAGUGGACAUGCAAAGGUUAGUGGGGCGACGACGAGUAGAAGACUUCUACAGACCAUCCCUGCUGUGCGUCCCUCCUCUAAUUACUUGGUCAUGCAAUACUCCUUUCAUAUGGAGAACCGCAUAUGGAUAUGGGGUAUCAAUCAUUUCGUGGCACCAGAUUCCAGCUUGGAUAAGAGAAUACGUUUUUUAGUAGAAAGCUUGACCGCCAAGACUCGCUCUGCUGCUGAGCCCCCCGCCCGAUCAGGCCACUAUUUAGACUUUUUAAGGUCCCUGCUCUUUCCUCUCCUCGGUGCUACCCUUUUCUUCCUAAUGGAGAACGAGAUGAGGGGUAGGCCCUACGGGAAGAGAAACAAAAGAAAACGAAAUGCCCGGAGAAAAAAACUCAUCGGUCAAUUAGGGAGGGUAUUAAGGAACCGCCUGGGGUCCACCAGAUUGGUAGAACAAUUCACAGACCUGGGGGGAUUGGUGAGGAGGAGAAUAGGAAUGAUGAUAAGGAUAAUACCGAAAAACAGAAAAAUUCCGUACGGGUACAACUAUUAUUUGAACGAAGUGCGAAAAAUGCGAUCCUUGUUGUCUGGUGGAACAAACGCGAAUACCUUCAUUGGGUCGGUCAAAAUCAAAUCUGUCUAUCAAAGUGCUUCUCCAAUUGCUCAGGACAUCUCUUUCCAACCGAGGGACGGAACAAGAUCAUUUCGUUCCAUUUUUUGGAAAAUAGUUAGGGAUAUUUCAUUAGUCAUGCCCAAAUUAAGGAAGGGGGUGGGGGGGAUCCGUAUUUGUCGUCCGGGUCGAUUGAAAGGUGCAGAAAUCGCUAGAACCGAAUGCAGGGAGUAUGGUAAAACCUCGUGUAAUACAUUUCGCCAUCAAAUCGAUUACGCUUAUGCGAAAGUCUCUACUCGUUAUGGAAUCUUAGGUGUAAAAGUGUGGAUCCCAUUCCCAAGAGGAUAAAAGGGACGUGCUAUAUCCAAAACGUACGAGAUAUCGUAAAUACCGGAAAGGCGUAUUACGUAGGGGUUGCGAAACGGGCGGUACACAACUUGGUUUCGGAAGAUAUGGCAUCAGAAGUUGUGGAGCCGGUCGUAUCUCAUAC